Molecule: messenger RNA, 5209 nt
Organism: Antechinus flavipes (yellow-footed antechinus)
Lineage: Eukaryota; Metazoa; Chordata; Mammalia; Dasyuromorphia; Dasyuridae
Gene: PER3
Product: period circadian regulator 3
Exons: 23
Coding region: 377-3877 (1166 amino acids)
Biological process (GO): circadian regulation of gene expression; negative regulation of transcription by RNA polymerase II; entrainment of circadian clock by photoperiod
Cellular component (GO): nucleus; cytoplasm
Molecular function (GO): transcription corepressor binding; transcription cis-regulatory region binding
Source: RefSeq, a predicted model, not a curated record
CUGCGCGCCGGGCUGGCGCGAGAGAGCCGGGGCUAGGGAGGGCGGAGGCGCGCGGGGGCCAAACGCGGCUGUGGUGGCGGCGGCAGAGCGGAUUGAAGUCUAAUGUUACAUUUUAGUGAAAUGAUAAGAUGCUGAAGUUUUUAUUAUGGAAAAUAGAAAGUAUAGGAAAAAUUGUUCCUUAGUGAAUGGCAACAAUUAAUUACUCAUGUCACAUUUUGCCAAUCAGCUGUGACAGAAAAUUUUGUGUUAGAUGAUGGCUGGGACCAAAAUGAGAACUGGAGCAUCAUCACUGCUGACUUCAAAAUAGAGAACACAUUUACUUAGAGCCAUCAAUAUUUAGAAGCCAGAAAAAAAAGUCCAUUGCAAAGACCUAGAAAUGCAGAGCAGUAAAUCCAAUAGCAAUGACUCCAAUGGAAAUGAAUUUAAUGAACCAGAGUCCAGUGGGACAGAUUCCCUUGAUAAAGAAUCCCAUGAGAGGUGGAACAAAGACUUCAGACGACAAGGCAGAGAUGGUACUGACAACAACAGUGAGCAGCAAGAUCGAAACAAGACUUCUGAAGAACUUAUGAUGGUGGUCCGAGAAAUGAAAAAGUACUUCCCCUCUGAGAAAAAUCACAAGCCAAGUAUUCUUGAUGCCCUCAACUAUGCCCUUCGCUGUGUACAUAGUGUUCAAGCCAACAAUGAGUUUUUCCAGAUUCUCAGACCAAAUGGAGCCCACCAAACAGACAUGACUAAGUACAGCCUUGAGGAGCUGGUAACCAUCGCUUCGGAACACACCUCUAAAAACACAGUUUUUACACACUGGAUUACAAAACAGGAUACCUUUGUGGCAGUUUUUUCGUUUCUCUCGGGAAAGUUGGUACAUGUUUCAGAGCAGGCCCCUCUCAUCCUGAACUGUAAGAAGAAUUCCCUUGCAUCCUCUCCAUUUGUUGAGCUGCUUGCCCCUCAAGACGUGAGAGUUUUCUGCACACAUACAGCCCAGGCCCAUCUUCCGUUCUGGAAUGUCAACACCCAAACAGCCUCCCAGUAUGAAUAUUCUCAAGUGAAACCCUUUUUCUGCAGGAUCAGAGGAGGUAAAGACCAAGAACACGAGGCCCUUUAUUAUCCAUUCCGGAUCACCCCCUAUAUGAUCAACGUACACAGCUCUGCUGACGCGGAGUCGGAGCCUUGCUGCCUGGCUCUGGUCGAGAAGAUUCACUCUGGGUAUGAAGCUCCGAGGAUCCCUGUGAAUAAAAGGAUCUUUACAACAACCCAUACUCCAGGGUGUGUGUUUCUUGAAGUGGAUGAAAGAGCUGUACCUUUGCUGGGCUACCUCCCUCAGGAUCUGAUUGGAACCUCUGUCUUAAUGUACCUGCAUCCGGAAGACCGUCCUCUGAUGUUUGCUGUGCAUCAGAAAAUCUUGAAGUAUGCAGGCCAACCUCCCUUUGAACAUUCACCCAUUAGAUUUUGCACUCAGAAUGGAGAUUAUGUCGUAUUGGAUUCCAGCUGGUCCAGCUUUGUGAACCCGUGGAGCCGCAAAGUUUCCUUCAUCAUUGGCCGACACAAAGUCCGAACGAGCCCACUAAAUGAAGAUGUUUUUGCCACCAGAAUCAAGAAAAUGAGCAGUAUUGACAAAGAUAUAAUGGAAUUACAAGAUCAAAUUUAUAAACUUCUCUUACAGCCAGUUCACAUUGGUGGGUCCAGCGGCUACGGGAGCCUGGGCAGCAAUGGGUCGCAAGAACAUUACAUUAGCAUCGCAUCAUCCAGUGAAUCUAGCGGCAAUUGUGUGGAGGAAAUUCAGAAAGAGCCAAUGACGUUGCAGCAGGUCUGCGCCACUGUCAACCAAAUUAAAAACGUGGGUCAGCAGCUGUACAUUGAGUCAAGGACCAAAGUAUCAAACUCACAGCAGUUUGCAGGAUCAGAGCGCCGGGGAGGCGACAAGAAGUCUUCUCAUCCUUCAUCUCAGGAGCUGAGAAAUGGUAGUUUAGGCACUGAUUCUUGUGAUGAUUUGAGAAAGGAUCAGCAUAUUCCAUCCUAUCAACAGAUCAAUUGUGUGGACAGUAUUAUCAGGUAUCUCAAGAGCUACAACAUCCCUGCCUUGAAGAGGAAGUGUAUUUCCUGCACCAAUACGACUUCCUCCUCCUCUGAAGAAGACCAGCACGUCAGUCAGAGACCAGCUGGUGCCCAGGCACUAGACGCUUUUCCCCAGAUUCCAGUCCUGGCCACACCUGUAGGAGCCGAGGAUGACCACCCGGCGCUGGCGCUUUCUCCCAAAGCCAUGAGCGUGCUCUCCACCACAAGCCAGUGCAGCUACCGCAGCACCCUGGUGCACGUCCCCCACCCAGAAUCAGAAGUGACUGCUGGAGAUGAUGCUGCUGUGGGCCCCGACCAGGCGGAGGCCCGAAGUCUGAGCCUCCAAGCUUGCUCUGUGGCCCCAGAGGGCUUCCGGCAGCUGGGGCUCACCAAGGCCGUGCUCUCUGCUCAUACGCAAAAGGAGGAGAAGAACUACGUGGACAGAUUUCGGGAAAAGAUCCUGUCUUCUCCAUAUUGCUCCUACCUUCAGCCGGACAGCAAAAGCAGGCCGCACUAUCCCCUCGUCCCAGGAGAAGCUGCUUCCAAGCAGAUGCCAUCAGCCAGUGGUAAGAAGGGCAGGCACAAGCGUCUGAAACUCCCCGCGUCCUCACACAGCAGCGGCUCCUGGGAGAACUCGCUGCCUCCAGGCAGACCGCCCUGGCCUCCGGCAGACGUGGCCCCUCCUUCGGCCCCUUCCCUUCUGGCCGGCUUCCCUGUCCUGCCAUCGGUGUCCCCUGUGGGAGCACAGUGCCCAGCACUGAUGCCUGGACUGGGACCUCAGCCUGGGCUGAACCCUUCCUACAGGGUGCCGCCGCUUCUGGCCUUCCCUUCUCCUUACGUGGGUGCUUUUAUGACCAUUGUCUUACACAACCCCCCUGCCUGCCCCCAGAUGUGCCCACCAUUCUCUUCCCCUUGUCCAUUCCUGAGUGUGCCUGGUUGUGCUGAAGCAGCCUCGGUGCCGCCACCCUCCCUGCCAGUGCUGCCUCAGGAGCAUCCUCCAGCGCCUCCGUCCCCGGCCUCAAGCCAGAGAUCGGCCGAAGAAGAGUGGGCACUCCAGAGCGAGCAGGAGCACCCCUUAUUUGGUCAUUCCCGGAGCAGCUCCCCACUCCAGCUGAAUCUGCUGCAGGAGGAAAUGCCGGGGACCACCGAGCCCCCACUGCCAGCCCUGGGACAGGAGGCGGAGCCAGGAGCACAACACCGUCAGGCAGGUGACAGUGAGCACGGCAGUGACUCUGCGACCCAGGGGCUGUUCACCCUGCUGCUCCCCAAGGACUCUGUGGCGGGGGCCGGCUCUGCGACGUUGGGGAGCAGGUCCGUGAGCUCCGAGGCCAUGGGCUCGCUCUCCCACGGCAUGUCUGGUUGUGGCACAGGAAGCAAUGAUAGCAGCAGAUACUUUGCAAGUAGCGACUAUUCCUCUGAAACCUCCCAAAAUGAGCAGAAAUCAGAGGAAAAAGAAGCACCCCACAAAUCAGGUAGAGAUGCCGUCUGGGGGAUGAUAGAGCAGACCCCCGAGUGCAUCUUGAUGACAUAUCAGGUCCCUGAGAGGGUCAGAGAAGACGUACUCAAAGAGGAUCUGGAGAAGCUGGAAAGCAUGAGGCAACAGCAGCCUCGCUUUACUGAUGGACAGAAGGAGGAGUUGGCCGAAGUGCACCCCUGGAUUCAAAGCCAGGGGGUCCCUCGGGAAAUAGACACCCAUGGCUGCAUCACCUGUGACAGCAAACCUUCGUCGGCUGUGGAGGGACAGCCAUGCGAGAAAGGCCUGGAAGGAGGCAGCUGGGGAGCCGGAGAUGUGCCCGCCCGGCCUGUGCAAGACAGAAAGCUCUGAUGUUUGGGACCCUUGCCCUUCUGAAGCCUUGCAUAUCUUCUCAAAUUUUUGCCUUUUCAAUGGCUUUGCAGUCAUUGGUGGAUGCCUAGAGCUGUCCAAAAGUUUUCUUCAAUUUUUUAAUAGACUUUUAUUUUUCCAAAUAGAAUGACUUUCUAAAUAGAAUCUUUUCCUCUCAGAUUCUUCAUUUGAAAUGUGUUCCUAGUAUCUUGAAACCAUUGGUUGCAUUUGGCUCCCAUUUCAGCCUUCACAAUUCCAAAGAGCUUACGAUUCCAGCACCUGGAUGGUGGAGCACGAGCCCGCUCUCACCCAAGCGGGAUAGAGGCAGGAGGAGGGCCCCGUGAGCCCAGAACCUUGACUGCAUUUGAGCCGCCCCUUCUGGCGGGGUCGGGAGCUAGGAGGGCCGUUCCAUGAGUUCCAUAGCUCCAGGUUUCGUGCUGGACAGACCCUGCCUCCAUCCCAUAGAGGUGCUUCCACUGACGUGUGUGCUUAAGCAAGACAUUUGCACUCCAAUUUUGCCUUGUUCAGCAAGAGUAACAAAGUCUAGUCAGCAUUCGUACGCCUUAGUAGACAUCCACAGACAGGCCUUUCUGUCCUCACGGGAAUUUGCCCGUCAGCCUUGGUUAGACUCCAUCCUCUUGGGUUUUAGCAUUCCCGGGCUUUAAAUGUAGUCCCUCUCUCCAGGUCCUCCCCAACCCCCGCCAGGACCCUGAGGCCCCUGGGCAGCCCUUGGUGAGAGGGUACGCUGAUCAGAGGAAAAUGCUGGAGAUGGGUGAGCUCUACUUCAGGACUCCAGAUGAUCCCCUAAAUCAGAAGUUCUUAGGUCGCUCUUUGCUCCUGUCUUAAAUUUGGCUUAUUCCUGUGCUCGCUUACUCCCUGGUGCUCUGGAGAGUGAUUGCAUCUCUGAUUUGAAAUGCAUGUGACCUCCAUCAACACAAAGAGUAGGACACUUACAAGAGAACCUUCUCAUCGAUUUACACCAACUCCCAUCCUUUAGUAGGGGGGACUAAAUCCUACUUGGAAGCUUUGGAUUUUUAGGGAGCAUUUGAUAGGUAAAAUUCAAUCUUCUUUUCCCACGAGGAAAUUAAACAUGUGCCAUUUAACUGUUUGUUAUUAGCAGAAAACUUUUAUAUUCCACAGUGCCCUGGAACUGAAUGGAUGGUUUCUGAAACAUACAUUCCAUCUGUAAAAGACCAUAAUUUUUUCCCAUUUAAAAAAUAUGUUGGGAAAGUGUCUAUCACCCUACGAUUUCUUUGUGGCGAUGAACAAAUAUUUGAGCAUUGUCAAAUACUCAUUCCACAGAAUUUGGUUUGUUUCCAAAAAAAAAAAAAGAAA